Messenger RNA from Zea mays, 1198 nucleotides. RefSeq lists its product as uncharacterized. The transcript has a single exon. Lineage: Eukaryota; Viridiplantae; Streptophyta; Magnoliopsida; Poales; Poaceae. The record is from RefSeq and is marked validated. The coding region runs from base 359 to 967 and encodes 202 amino acids.
GCGGUCCGAUGCGUUCAAAGAUCUCUGCGAAAACAAAGGAAGAAUGUGAGAGAGAGUGGGAAAGGAGAGAUGGGAGCGGCAUCAUCAUGCCAUAUGCCACUAUGCCAGCAGCUGAGCUGAGUGAGGAGUCGGCUCGAGCACUUGGCUUGUGAGAAUGAGAAGAAGAAAAAGAUGCAAAGGAAGGAGUUGCUCGGUUCAAAUCGGCGCCUUCGGCUCCCACCAUAAAAGGACCACACCACACACUCCCCUCAGUGCCCAAGAGUGAGACUCAAACGGCCGAACCGUUGCUUGGAUUGGAGUGAGAGGAGUGACCGUUUAGUUAGCUCGAGAGAGCCGAGAGAACCCAAGAAGCAAGGGCAUGGCUUCCUUGCCCGAUCCCACGGUGUACUACCCGACGUCCUCCAACGCCAUCCUGCGCGCGCAUCCGUCCGCCGCCGCCGCGGCGUCCAGGGGCUCGUUCGGCCCGGUCUUCGCCGUGCUCGCGGUGAUCUCCUUCCUCGCCGUGUCCGCCUGCGUCGUCGGCAGGCUGUGCGGCCGCCGGCUCUUCAGGAAGGGGUCCGCCGACCAGGACUCGUACGCCUCCGACUCCGACCUGGAGAAGGGCUUCGAGGUCAAGUACCCGGCCAUGAAGCCCAUGGCGAGCUCCCGCGCCGUGAUCCACGACAUGGACGACGGCUUCGAGAUCAAGUUCGCGCCCGGGAAGCCUGCGGCGUGGAAGCACGACGGCAAGGCCGACAGCAAGGGGAGUCGUCAGGGCCACGGCCAGGGCCAGGGCCAGCGUCAGCAUCACGGCCAGGGCCAGGGUCAGGGUCAGCAUCAGCCCCAGCUCGUUGGCAUUCCCAAAGGCUACGCCGUGCCGGUGCCCGUGCCCAAGGACUACGCGGGCUUCAGAUACCCUGCGGAAGCCGUGGUCAGGCAGGGGCAGAUCAGGGGCGGGGCAUUCGUUCCAGCGAAGCCUGGCACAUGAACGUUACGUAUAGCGGCCGGCAGCUUAGGUUCACAACUCCAUUGAUGCUAUCGCAUAUGAUACGUACAAUCUCUCUCAUCAUCCAUCCCUCCACGAACGAUGAUAGCGUUAGUUUUCAUCUUCACUCUAGUUUUUUGGGGCGCAGUGUGCAAAAAAGUUCCCUCGGCGAACUGGUUUCAGGCACUUGCAUAUCGUGUUUUGUACAUUAACCCAUUACAAGCAGUGAAGAAC